This is a messenger RNA of Ceratina calcarata, 894 nucleotides long. RefSeq lists its product as uncharacterized. The record is from RefSeq and is a predicted model, not a curated record. The transcript has 8 exons. The coding region runs from base 106 to 894 and encodes 262 amino acids. NCBI's taxonomy places the organism in Eukaryota, Metazoa, Arthropoda, Insecta, Hymenoptera, Apidae.
ACGAUCACUGACCUAUCCAACGGCAAGAAUAAUAGUUCCAUCGAGCACGUGGACGUUAAUAAACACAUACUGACUACUAGUCUGACGCAUCAUUAUGCUACAGUGAUGGACAGCGAAGGAACACUGGGCCGCGGUCACGGCAAUGGGGGCCGUGUACUGCGCCGUCAGCGGUCCCUGGAAUGGCGAGAGAGGCGCGGUUACGGGCCCAGUGCUCAGUCGAGCAGCGACGACGAAGAAAACUCCAAUCAUGCCGUUGGUGCUACCGCGUCGAUUUCUUCCACUGGUAGAGGUGCUCGAAGUCCCGGUCAGGUCUUUGCCUCGCUCCUGGCGCAACAAUACGGAAGUGUUGGCGACCGAUCGUACCGUACAGGUUCCGAUACGGAGGGAGCCGCAACCACCGAUAAUCCGACAACACCGUUCCCAACACCGCCUCCAACCUUGACGCCGAAUCACCGACAGGCGUCUCCGUUUCCUCUGGAGAGCACCAACUCCCGCCGGCAUCAUUACAACGGGAGCAUAUCAUCGGAGAGAUCCCGCAACGGCAACGGUGAAACGGUUUAUGCGGCACCGUCGAAAAAGACGAGCACCGGGGGCGGAACGCUAGGGCGACGUACGCGACGAGGUCACACGAGCGCUUUGAGUAGCAGCUCCACGGCCAGCGCAAAUGUCCUGUCCAGGUCCAUUUACUUCACAGACACGGGUAGAGAUUCACCACCGGAACCGGCGCCACCGGAAGUUCCGCCGCGUGGCCCAUCUCUGCACGCAACUCACACCCUCCGCACGCAGCAAAACCGUAAUGGCUGCCCACCGAACGCCGCUACAGGAAACUAUGUCGUGCCAACCGAGCAGAUGCAGACGGAAAAGUAUUCAGACAAUUAUUGUCCGGGCUACUAA